This is a messenger RNA of Salvelinus namaycush (lake trout), 1098 nucleotides long. Its product is annotated as G protein-activated inward rectifier potassium channel 4-like. Lineage: Eukaryota; Metazoa; Chordata; Actinopteri; Salmoniformes; Salmonidae. Gene Ontology annotation, biological process: potassium ion import across plasma membrane; regulation of monoatomic ion transmembrane transport. Gene Ontology annotation, cellular component: plasma membrane. Gene Ontology annotation, molecular function: inward rectifier potassium channel activity. The record is from RefSeq and is a predicted model, not a curated record. The coding region runs from base 1 to 1098 and encodes 365 amino acids. The transcript has 3 exons.
AUGGUCUACUGCAUUCUGGAGUCAGAGUCGAUAUUGACGUGUUCCAAAAUCCUACACGCAGCGCAGCACGUCUGCUGCUACGAGCUGUUUGGCGGACCAGUAGAGGAGAGACGUCAACGCUACGUCACCAAAGACGGGAAGUGCCAAGUGAACCUGGGCCCCAUCGAGGACAAGAGCCGUUUCCUCUCGGACAUCUUCACCACUCUGGUGGACCUGAAGUACCGCUGGUUCCUCUUUGUCUUUACCAUGUGCUACAUUGUUACGUGGGUGGCCUUCGCAGAGAUCUAUUUCCUAGACGCCUGGCUGCGGGACGACGUGGCCCACGUCCACGACCCGCAAUGGCAGCCGUGCUUCGAGAACGUGGACAGUUUCAUCUCCGCCCUGCUUCUGUCGGUGGAGAGCCAGAGGACCAUUGGCUACGGCUCCAGAUUGGUGACGGCCAACUGCAUGGAGGGAGUGGUUCUCCUCAUGGCCCAGUCUAUCAUUGGCUCAAUCAUUGACGCCCUCAUGGUCGGCUGCAUGUUCGUCAAAAUCUCCAGGCCUCAGAAAAGGGCCCAGACUCUGAUCUUCAGCAAACACUGUGUCAUAUCGGAGCGUGAUGAGAAACUCUGCCUUCUCUUCCGCAUUGGAGACCUGAGGGCGAGUCACAUGGUGGACGCCAAGAUUCGAGCCAAGCUUAUUAAGUCCAGACAGACCAAGGAAGGGGAGUUCAUACCGCUGGAGCAGUCCGAGAUCAACCUGGGCUACGAUACCGGAGGAGACAGGCUUCUGUUGGUCGAGCCUCAGACCAUCACCCAUGUCAUCAAUGAAAGCAGUCCCUUCUGGGAAAUAGGGGCUGAGCGUCUGACAAGGGAGAGAUUUGAGAUCAUCAUCAUUCUGGAGGGAAUCGUGGAGGCAUCAGGUAUGACAUGCCAAGCCAGAACCUCCUAUACUGAGGAGGAGAUUCUGUGGGGCCACAGAUUUGAAUCCUGCAUGUCUCUGGAAAAAGGGUCUUACCGGGUGGACCAUAGUGUAUUUGAUAAAACCUUCCCAGUACAUACCCUCACCCUUAGUGCUAAAGAGAAGAGUGAUGAAAAAGAAGACGAGGUCCUAUUUUAG